GGUCGCCAUAUUGAAUAUUUAUCAAGGUGAUUCUUGGGUGGUUCUUUGAAAUGUAGGUAUUCUUAGUCUACCUAGUAGGUACCUUUAUAGCAAAUUAGAACACUGCAUUGUAUGUGCUUUAUCCUAUUGUCUCUAAACAAUGCAAUGUUUAUACAGAUUGUCAUUGAAGAAACACUAAGUGCUAAAACAACUGUUCGUGAGUUUAGGUAAUAGAGCAACUACCAUCUCGUGAUGCUUACAGCAAUUUUUCUAGCCGGAUGAGUCAUGUCAAAUGUCCAAAGAGAAUUGAACAUUAUAUAAGACUUAAACCCAAUCCAAUAUUUGGCCUCAACAAAAAUCUCUAUCGCAUCAAGCUCCUGUUAUUUCAAACAAUAACUUCUUGUUAUGGAAAGCUCGUGGACAUUUGUGGAGACUACGCUUCCAUACGUACCACUUCCACCAAAUUCCCAACGUCAGCCAAUCAAAACAAAGCGACUAGUGAUUCGACCUAUACAAGAAAAUGACCUUCAGUCUUACCACGAAUUACGUUCACAGCCAGAAGCAAUGACCGGCACGACACGCGGGACACCUGAUCGGAAUAUGGACGAGUCUCGAGCGGCUAUGAGUGACUUCUUAUCACCAAAAGACAACAAGAGGUUCCUGUUCGGCGUUUUCUUCACGUCCACGGGGGAAUUGAUUGGUGAAGGUGGCGUUCAUAACCUUGAGUCUUCGUCUUGUGGCUGGCCGGAAAUCGGAUACAAAUUUAGAAAAGAAUUUUGGAGACAAGGAUAUGCGACGGAGUUUCUGAAGGCGUUUCUUGAAGCUUGGUGGAGUUUACCCAGGUUCCAUGUCAAACGUCUGGUGUGCUCUUCGUCCAUCCACAGAACAAAGGAUUCUGAAUCGGACACUACAGAACAAGUUUACGCCUACACAGAUGUGAACAAUGUCGGAAGCCGGAAGGUCCUAGAAAAGCUUGGUUUCGCCCAGUUCUCGGAGUGGACGGAGCCAGAUACACAGGAACAUAGGAUUGGUCAGCCAGUGAUGUUGGUGGGAUAUUGCCUUUCUAAGAAGCAGGAUGUUAUUGAGACUUCGGAGUUCCGGUAAUUAGCAGCGACCAAAUGUCAUAUGUGUACUAGGUAAUGUAGGUAGUUGUAGGAAAUAGAACCAAGUAGGGACCUA
Annulohypoxylon truncatum is the source of this 1158-nucleotide messenger RNA. Its product is annotated as acyl-CoA N-acyltransferase. The record is from RefSeq and is a predicted model, not a curated record. Bases 385 to 1083 code for a protein of 232 amino acids. Gene Ontology annotation, molecular function: acyltransferase activity, transferring groups other than amino-acyl groups. Lineage: Eukaryota; Fungi; Ascomycota; Sordariomycetes; Xylariales; Hypoxylaceae. The transcript is spliced from 2 exons.